This is a messenger RNA of Stereum hirsutum FP-91666 SS1, 333 nucleotides long. RefSeq lists its product as uncharacterized. Bases 1 to 333 code for a protein of 110 amino acids. Lineage: Eukaryota; Fungi; Basidiomycota; Agaricomycetes; Russulales; Stereaceae. The transcript has a single exon. The record is from RefSeq and is a predicted model, not a curated record.
AUGCGUUUCACUAUCAUCUUCGUCUCCACUAUCCUCGCCGCUCUCAACCCCGUCACCGCCUUCGGUGUCUCUGCCUGGACAGGCUCUGCAUGCAGCGGCGUCGAAGUCGGUUCCAUCGAGGAUGAUACCAACCCUGCCGGGCUCACCGCUGCAGAAUCUACUCCCAACGCACUUUGCGUCCACUUUGACUCCGCUCUGCCCGCCAACUGCGACGUCUAUCUCUGCGCGGAUGCGGCCUGCAACGACCAGGGCGAGACUGUGGAGGGACCGAAGGAUGCGGGCACGAGGCUUGAGAACCAGAGCUUUGAGGGCAUGCAGGUCGGGUGCCAGUAG